Messenger RNA from Fulvia fulva, 2160 nucleotides. RefSeq lists its product as uncharacterized. Gene Ontology annotation, cellular component: kinetochore. Gene Ontology annotation, biological process: kinetochore assembly; spindle attachment to meiosis I kinetochore; attachment of mitotic spindle microtubules to kinetochore. NCBI's taxonomy places the organism in Eukaryota, Fungi, Ascomycota, Dothideomycetes, Mycosphaerellales, Mycosphaerellaceae. The coding region runs from base 1 to 2160 and encodes 719 amino acids. The transcript is spliced from 2 exons. The record is from RefSeq and is a predicted model, not a curated record. Gene Ontology annotation, molecular function: centromeric DNA binding.
AUGGCGCCUUCCUCGGAGAAGAACAACGCCGGCACGCCAGGUCGACGCAAGAAGUCCGAUAACCAAUACUUCGACAUUGGCAAGGUUGGACGGAAGACUGGUAUCACACUGAAGGACACAGGAAUACGCGACGAACAUGGCCUCGAACCUGUUUCCGGCAUUUUCUCUUCACCAAAUGACACCGACAUCCUGGGAAAUAAGACGCUCACAGAUGAAGGUAUGGACUUGGACGAUACCUCUGCGCCGGAAGUAAGAGACGCCCUCACUUCACGAAAGACACCACGACUACCGCCGACGCGACAAUCGCCCCUGAAGCACACCAGUAUUGGAGGAUCUCCGAGGCGGUCAUCGGUGAAACGAGCUCUCAACGCACAAGACGACGAAGACGAGGACACUCCCGAGCAGCCAGCCGCGAAUCGAAGACUUGACUUCAACAAGAACCGCAAGAGUGUCAACGUUGCAGACAACCAGAGCCCAUUCAAGCCAAGGAAGGUGCUACGGAGGUCAAUGAAUGCCAGGCCGGAUCCAUUCUCACUCGAGGACGAUGAGACUGCGAAAACCUCGAUCGAGUACACCAACGAAUUCAUGGAGGACGAUGACAAUGUGGAGCAGUCGAUUGAAGGCGACGAUGGGCCAAUUAUGAUGGAUGAUAAUACUCUUGAACCUGAGCAGACUGCGGCGGAUGUCGAAGAGACAAAAGUCCCUGCGAAACGCGGAAGGGGAAGACCUCGAAAGUCGGACCAAUCUGUGGACAACAGUCAAAUACAGCCAUCUUCGAACACGACUACAAGGAAACGUGGCAGACGAAGCUUGGAAGACAGCGAAGUUGUGGCCGAGAGCAGUGCACAAGGAGCGAUGAGACCGCCUGCAAAGAAGAAGCGCUCUUCAAAUGUCACUGUUCACCGAGACGAAGGCACUGAGCUUGCAGACCCGUCUGAGCUCGCCCGUAACGAUCAGACUGUGUUCGAUGACAACUCCAACAUAGUCCAACAGGACUCGCAAGCAGACCUCGACUCACAGCUCCAAGCACAGGGCGAGGCGCAGCCACCGAAGAAGGGAAGAGGACGGCCAGCUAAGGGCAAGAAGAAUGCGGCGCCAAAGGAACGGGAUCCCAACAGGGCGAUGGGAGUGCCUGUUACAGCGACUGGGAGUCCCGUCAAACUCAACGAUUCACCCUCGAAGCUGAAUCGUCGUGGGAGCGUAGGUCCUGUCAGCAACGUCAACUUACGAGCGAUGACACCUCACGAGGACGCUCGAAAGAUCUCGAGAGCAGGCCGGAAUUGUAUCGAACCACUGAAGUUCUGGGAGAAUGAAUCUCGAAUAUGGAAGAACGGCGAGAUCGAAGGCAUCAUCCGUGCCGAACACGUCGACAAGCCCCAAGACAACCGCAGAAGGAAGAAGAAGGGUCGUAAGCGCACUGGCAGUCGUCUUAACGCGAUCGAGGAAGAAAGCGAGACGGAAUCUGUGAUGCCUGACGAGUGGGAAGAGACCAUGGGCGUGAUCACGGGCAAUGUGGCCAACUGGAACGCAUCAACAAAGGCAGGCGAUCCAAAUGAUCCUGUGCAGGAAGAUAUCGCCUUCGCGUCAUCGUCCAUCAUCACGCGCGACGUGGCAGGGUCGGAGUUCAAGUACGCCAAGAUCAUGACACUGCCCUUCUUCGGCGCUGGCAUCGUCGAGGUACCGCCGGAAGGCUUCAAGCGCGCGAAGAACAGUCGCAAAAUGCAGAUGGUGUUCUUUGUGCACGAGGGAAAAGUGUUGGUGGAGGUUGGUGCCACUGGCAUGGAAGUCAAUCAGUUCGCGCUGAGCAAGGGUGGCGCUUGGAUCGUGCCCAGAGGUAAGCCUGCUGCUGUUCCCUUCUUCCCUUUGCUGCCCACUCAACUCUAUCCAUUCUACCUGCCACCCCCGGAUCUACCACCCACUUUUCCCCGGAACGGGAGACGUCUGGCAUCAAAUCGGCGGUGCUUCGGCGCGAGGGCGUCGCAUGGAGGAGACGUACCGGAUCAGCUUCACGUCACAAUACCACGGCUCUUGACGCUCCCGCGCUCUCGCCUUUGCGACGACUCUCUUGGCGACGGCUGCGCUCUGCGAAGCGGUGAACUCGCCGCAAGAACAAUGCCAUUCUGGUUUCCUUGGCUACGACUGCAGGUAUCCAGCACCUGA